AAACCAUCCACACGAGUGGGACCUAGAGACGGGAGAUCCCCCGUCCGCAUCCAGGGUCCGCAGCCAGCAGCUCCUGGAAUAAACAAGCCCCGCCCCCUGAGCCCCGGGGGGUUCCACGUCAUAGACGUCAGGCUCCGCACAUGGAGAGAAAUUGAGGUCCGACCAGCCCAGAUAGGAUCACUCAUUCCUCCUCCCUCGAAGAGUUACGACCUGCCGUGCCUCCUCCGCGGACGACUGUUGGUCUCUCUGGGUCUGCUGGAGGAGUUACCACCACGGGGCACCACCAAUUCUCUCCCUCUCUCUCUCUCUCUCUCUCUCCCGAGUCUUUGGUUGUAACUCCCGUCAGCUUUCUGGAUUUAUAGUCGGGACUUGACGUGAGAAAGACAUGGAGAAAAUGGCCAGACAACUGUCCCCCUCCAACGGCGUCCUGAAGUCCUUGCUGGAGAACCCGCUCAAGCUGCCCUUCCAGCACGACGGAGGGCUCUGCAAGGAUAAGGAAAAGGAGAAGAAACUUGAGGAUGAGGGCGGUGCCGGCCCCCAGUCGGCCUUCCUGGGGCCCACGCUGUGGGACAAGACGCUGCCGUAUGACGGGGACAACUUCCAGCUGGAGUACAUGGACCUGGAGGAGUUCCUGUCGGAGAACGGUAUCCCCGCCAGCUCAGCGCAGCACGCAGAGCAGCAGGGGGGCCCAGGGGCCACCCCGGGGCCCCAGCGGCCCCCCUCCUCUCCCUCUCCCUCCCCCUCCUCCUCCUCCUCCCCCUCAGUGAGGGCCACCAUCCCCAGUCUGCCCGGGCCCUCGAGGCCCCUGGAACACAUGCAGAAGAGCAGCAUCGCAGAUCUGGCCCCGUCCCGGGACACCCCCAGCCCCAUCGACCCGGAGUCCAUCCAGGUCCCGGUCGGGUACAACCCGGACCCCGCCGACCUGGCCCUCUCCAGCGUCCCGGGUCAGGAAGUGUUCGACCCCCGCAAGAGGAAGUUCUCGGCGGAGGAGCUGAAGCCCCAGCCCAUGAUCAAGAAGGCCCGCAAGAUCUUCAUCCCUGAGGACCUGAAGGACGACCGGUACUGGGCGCGGCGGAGGAAGAACAACGUGGCGGCCAAGCGGUCCCGUGACGCGCGGCGGGUGAAGGAGAACCAGAUCGCCAUCAGAGCCAGCUUCCUGGAGAAGGAGAACGGGGCGCUGCGGCGCGAGGUGGCCGACCUCCGCAAGGAGCUGGGGAGGUGCUCCUCCGUGGUGGCCCAGUACCAGGACCGCCACGGGCCCCUGUGAAGGGACCCACAACCAGCGGGGGGCCCCCCCACACACACACACACACACACAGAGACUGAACGCACACACUGAACACUCACACUGAACACACACACACAACCACUGAAUACACACACACACACACAUACACACACACCCUGAAAACAUCAAAAACACAAACAAACAUGCUCCCUGAACACACACACAAACACACAUUGAGCACACACACACAAAAACACAAAGACACACACAUGCUGCCUGAACACACCACACACACACACACACACCCUGAACACACACACGCACACACUCAUAUGCUCCCUGACCUCACACACAACCUCCCUCAAACCACACACACCUGACGUGAUGUUUAGAAGGACAACAUCUGUCAAUGUCUCUUUUGGUGGAACUUUUGACAAUUUGACCCCCACCCUGAACCAGACACACACACGUGCACACACGCAUGCCAUCCUGUGAUUUUCCACCCCGGACUCUGGUUGUAUCCACGUGCCCCCCCUCACAACCCCUACUCUACGAGGAGCUGUUAAUGAGCCGCACACCAGACCACACCCCACUACCCACAAUUCCCUUCUCCUUCUGUUUGAAAUGUUUAAACCACGGCGAGGCCGUUUCUGUCCGUGUCACUUUGUACCUGAGGAGGAUGGAGCUGUCGUACUGUGUCCCUCCUCCUCCUCCUCCUCCUCCUCCUUCGGUUGCCGGGUUCCUACUCUUUGUAUGUUUAUAAUCUCUUCUGGAUUAUAUGUAAUUGCAAUUGUUCACUUAAGACGCAUCACAUUGGAGUCAACCCCGCGGUUGUAUGGGUACAUGUUACCAUGGUUACUGCCGGGUGAAGACGGUUGGCAAGAACCGGCUCCCAAUACGGUUGGUAAGGAUGUUCAGCACCAUGGGAAAAUACAAUCAAUAGGUCCUGCUCUUUUUCUGCACCACAACGCAUUCCCCCAUCCCGACAAUCUCCUCUGCCUCCUUCUCUUCAUCACAAGUUAUCCCUAAUUUUCUCAAAUGGAAGAUUGUUUGUUUUGGUGGUUGUUGUUCUUUCUGGUAAAUAUCCCCUUGUUAUAAUUGUUAUUAUGUUAGCAUUUCUUACAUGUCCUCCAUCUUGAUUAGGAAGAGAUCAACUUUGCCAAAGUUGUUCUGAGAUAUUUUAUUCCUUUAUAUGUAUACAUAUAUUAUAUAUAUAUAUGUAUAAAUAUAGUUGUUAUGUUUUUUCUUUGUUGUAAGCAUGAUUCAUAUGUUUGUGUGACCGAUAAGUGCAGGAGUCUGUGGUGUGUUAGCUGGGUAAGCCUGUGUAGCAUUGUUAGCGUACGCAACAGGUGUCGGUUUGAAUGUAGGCCUACAAACGAUGGUGUUGUCAAAAAAAACAACAAUGAACCUGUUUACUUCACCACAAAGAGUUAUAUUGCUUAUAGAGAGAUGAUAUGUUUAUAUAUAAAAGCUAUUAUAUGUGUUAAUUUUGUACAGUAAAUUUCCUACACUAAAUAUAAAUAUAUAUUUUAAAGGCACGACACAUUCAGAGUACUAUUAUUGGAGAAUAAGAUUAUGUUACUCAAAAGGUAAUCACAUAGUGGUAUUUUGAUAUUCUAUAUUAGCUCGGAUGUGUUAGCUAUACAAAGAUAUUUCAGCAAUUUCCAAAACCUUCGGGGAAUUCUCUACUUCGGCAUUAUGUAACGCGUUGCUCUCAUGUACGCUUAAAUGACUGACCUUUGCCAUUUUCAAAUCGCUAUCGGUAUUCUUAAAACCCACCACACACAUACCUCUGGUCAUCACAUCAUCAACCUUUAGUGUUUGAAGCAAAACCGCCGUCUUGCUACCUGCGCACAUGUCGUAGCCGUGCGGCCUGUGAGAGCAGGUCUUGUGUUGGCUUUUGUUUGCAGGGAUAAAGUUACUAUGAAGGAGGGGACCUUCUGUAGCUGGGGCCUCUCUCUGGGUUCCAUUGUUCCCACGGCUGGUUGUAGCACGUCCCCUGUUCCUGAGUGAUGGACAGCUAGAAGUGUCCCGCAGCACUCACCUUGUUAAAAGCUUUUGUGUCGUGUUAUCUCUCUGUAGUUGAGGGUUGAUGUGCGCCGUGCUCCCUCUGUUAAGCCCCCAUGCCGUAGGGUUUGGUUUUCAUGACUGGAACAACGUUUGUACUAUUGCUCCCCCAGGCCCAGAGCACCUCACGCUUUAUGUAUGAGAGAAGAAACCCAACAUAGGACUAAAAGCCAAUAUACUGAUUCACGCGUCACCCCAAAUUACCUCACUGUAGAGUGAUGUCACUACCUCACCCGCGGUCGAUGGAGAAAACCCUGAUUAUUCGGAGUCUAUUUCAGUGCCUUGAACACAUCGACUGCAGUUUGUCAGCAGAGAAAUGUUUUGAGGUCCCACCAGUUUCACCUCUGCGCUGAACGGCCCCUGAAAGGCAUCUGCAGGGCCCCUGGUUGAGCACGCUGCGAUGGACCUCCCUACCCUUGUAUUUAUGGCAACAGCAACGCUUUGCCGUGUACAAAACGAUGGAGCACAAAGAGGGAUUCUGUUACGGGUGUCGACAAAUAGAUACAUUACUUUGUGCUGCCCUCUGUCAUUUGUAGUGUCUCAAUAAACUCUUUACCAAUGAUUUGAUCUGCUUUCUUUCUCUUCUGGUUUGUAAAGAAAUUAACAAUUAAAUAGUGAAUAUUAUAAAUAGUGUUAAAUGUGGACUAAAACAAGGGUACUGUUGGUUAAUGACCUACAACCAAAAUAUAAAAAUCAGUCAUUCGGCCUGCAUGAGCAGAUUCUAUGCUGACAAUUCAAAAAAAAGGAUGGAGAGAACUCCUGGAAAAAGGUGAGAAAUCGAGAAAAAAACAAGAAAAGAAUGAUGGAGAGACUGAGAUAACCCCACUGCAAAUGAAACUCAAACCCCAACCAAAGGAUCCCUUACAUUAAUCUGAAAAC
Messenger RNA from Gadus chalcogrammus (walleye pollock), 4174 nucleotides. Its product is annotated as hepatic leukemia factor-like. The record is from RefSeq and is a predicted model, not a curated record. Lineage: Eukaryota; Metazoa; Chordata; Actinopteri; Gadiformes; Gadidae. Gene Ontology annotation, molecular function: DNA-binding transcription factor activity, RNA polymerase II-specific; RNA polymerase II cis-regulatory region sequence-specific DNA binding. Bases 386 to 1267 code for a protein of 293 amino acids. Gene Ontology annotation, cellular component: nucleus. Gene Ontology annotation, biological process: regulation of transcription by RNA polymerase II. The transcript has 4 exons.